Eupeodes corollae is the source of this 1141-nucleotide messenger RNA. RefSeq lists its product as uncharacterized. The record is from RefSeq and is a predicted model, not a curated record. Gene Ontology annotation, biological process: regulation of transcription by RNA polymerase II. Gene Ontology annotation, cellular component: nucleus; transcription regulator complex. Bases 299 to 1126 code for a protein of 275 amino acids. Lineage: Eukaryota; Metazoa; Arthropoda; Insecta; Diptera; Syrphidae. The transcript is spliced from 4 exons.
UAUAAUGCGCAGGUAUUCUCUUUUUGUAUACAUAUAUAACGAAGAUGAUAAUAAAACAAACAAAAAAAAACAAAUACAUACAAUCGAAUUUCCACACAACGUAGAAUGUUGCUGUGUCGACGGAUGCGAUGGCGACGGGCGACGCACGGCACGUCGUUAUUUGUAGUAUAUAAAGUACACAUGACGGCGUCAUAUUUUAUGUGAAAAUGUUAUUUAGUCUUGAAGUCGAUACGAAUUAAGAAGGGUCACAAGACAAAUAUUGUUUUAUUUUUUCCCAUAGUAUCUAUUAAAAUAAAAUAUGAAGCGACUUUCAACAAAUUUCGAUGAAUCAACUGAAAUAACUUUUGAAGAGAAAUUAAUCGCUGCAAUAGAAAAACAUUCUUGUCUUUAUGAUAAGAAUGCAGUAAAUUAUCGAAAGAAAUCCAUAAAGCAGAAUGCAUGGGAAGAGGUUGCAGCAGAUGUUAGAUCAAAUGUAAAAGAAUGUAAAUAUCGUUGGAGAUCUCUUCGUGAUCGAUAUGUAAGAGAAAUAAGAGAGAACUCAAAUUGCAAAUGGAAAUAUAUGAAUCGGCUUUCAUUUCUCAAUCCUUAUUUACGAAACAGUAAUAUCAGUAGCACAGAGGAAGAAGUAUCGUGCAGUGCUUUAGAAUCAUUUACUCAAACCAUCGAAUAUGAAGAAGAGAACAAAAAUAUGAAUCAGCAAGUAACUGAAACAUCAAUUCCCAAAUCUGAAGAAAACACAGUGAUAGAUUUAGACGAAAAUGUAGAACUAGAGAUGGAAGACACAGAUGAAGAUGUCGAAGAGAUACCAGCACCAGAUCCGAAGGCAUUUGUUGCGAUUUCUUGUAGCAGUCAAUUAACACCAUUAACAACAAUUCCAACAACAUUUCAAAAUGACGCAGCAGCAAAGAGAAAAAGAAUGGAUUCGGUAGAGAGUAGUGGAAGGAUUAGCAUUGUGUCGGAAGCAAAUAGUGCAGAUAUAGAAUGCACAGCAAAGAGCCGAAAUGAAGACUAUUACAAAACCCUUGACAGUUAUAUGCUUCAGCUACCGUUGAAUUUGCAAGAUGAUCUUAAAAUUGAAAUACUUAAUAGAGUUUAUUGUGAAAUAAAAAAGCAAAAACCCUUUUAAGGGUCAAUCUUUAUA